AUGGAAAUAGCAAAAGAAGCUAUCCAAACCACGCAGUUCACCGAGAAAGAAAGUCGAUCAUUUCUCGUCUUGGGGAGUGGAAUCAAUGGGCUGUCGUGCGCAGUACAAUUGUCGGAAGCUUAUCCGGAUGCAGCAAUACAGAUAAUAGGAGAAUAUUGUAGUCCACACACUACAAGUGACGUUGCAGCUGGGUUAUGGGGGCCGUACCUAUUAGGUAACACCUUAGAGGCAGUAUGUAGGAAUUGGGCACAGACGACGCACGACUAUUUUCAUCAUCUUUGGUCAACUGGACAGGCAGAUCCGUGUGGAAUUUGUUUAGUAUCUGUUACAGAGCUCUUUGCUGAUCCACAAGAGCCAAUACCUUGGUGGCAUGAUAUCGUAUUUGGCUUUCAAGAACUUACGUAUAAAUCGUUACAAGUGCUAGAAAGAGAACACAACGCAACUGGAAAGUACGGAACAGGUUUCACUUAUGUGACAUUCACCUGUGAGCCUACAACACUAAUGAACCACUAUUGUCAUACGUUGACGUCGAAACGAAAUGUGAAGUUCCACCAGAAACACAUCCAGGGAUUAGAAUGCUUAAACAGUCUGAAUAUCGAUCAACACACCAUUAUUAUAAACUGUCUCGGCCUUGGCGCAGGACAGAUUUUCAACGAUACGGAUCUAGAGCCCAUACGAGGACAAGUGCAAAAGGUCCUGGCGCAAGGAGUAUUCCAUUCAAUCGCAAAUAACUCCUCUUAUAUCAUCCCCAAUACUGCGACAAUCACUCUCGGUGGAACUAAACAGAAAAGCCACGUUACACGAGUAUUCCCGUCGGAUCGUUACAGUAUCCGAAAAAACUGUGAAGCGAUUGUUCCUGCACUUAAGCACGCCACAGUCAUCAAAGAUAUCGUAGGAUUGCGUCCAGUCCGAUCAACUGGAGUACGUCUACAGAUUGGAACUGUGAAUGGAACAUUUGGCAAGCGCACAAUUGUGCAUAACUACGGACAUGGUGGAGCGGGCAUCACACUAGCGUGGGGAUGUGCCAGACACGUUGUGCAGCUCGUGCAAAAUGAGAACAAACAAUUGCAAAAUAUACGCAGCAGGCUGUGA
Anopheles cruzii is the source of this 1092-nucleotide messenger RNA. RefSeq names its product D-amino-acid oxidase-like. The record is from RefSeq and is a predicted model, not a curated record. Gene Ontology annotation, molecular function: FAD binding; D-amino-acid oxidase activity. Bases 1 to 1092 code for a protein of 363 amino acids. Lineage: Eukaryota; Metazoa; Arthropoda; Insecta; Diptera; Culicidae. The transcript has 3 exons.